Copidosoma floridanum is the source of this 507-nucleotide messenger RNA. Its product is annotated as Coiled-coil domain containing 56. The record is from RefSeq and is a predicted model, not a curated record. Gene Ontology annotation, cellular component: mitochondrial inner membrane. Gene Ontology annotation, biological process: mitochondrial respiratory chain complex IV assembly. Lineage: Eukaryota; Metazoa; Arthropoda; Insecta; Hymenoptera; Encyrtidae.
CAUCGCAUUUUCGUGCGGAGACCGUUAAAUCAAGAUUGUUAUAAGAAAAUUAAAAAAUGAGUAAAUAAAAAAAAAGAAAAAAUAACUCUGACGCAUCUGCAUCCUUUGUUUCUUUGAUAUUAUUCUUCACAUUAAUAAUUUACACUACAAUUUUGUUACAGCUAUCUUAGUCGUGAUAUACUUAUAUUACAAUUGAUAUUUUAUGAAGCAAAAUAAGUUAUGGAUUAUGGAGACAGAGUGUCUAAAUUGAGUAACAGAUGUAGUGAGCGUCAACUCAAUGUUAUUGAAAAAGAAUAUAUUCAACGUGUACAGCAGCAAAACUGGGACCGGGUUAAAAAAUGGUCCAGAAUCCGUUAUAAGAAUCGUUAUCUAGGAACUGCUUUAGGAGUUGGUGUAUUUUCUAUAUAUUUAUAUUCUAUGUGGGCAAUUAAACAAGAAAGUUUUUUAGAUGAUUUUAAUGAACCAGAAAAAGUCAUUGAAUAUUAUUAACGCAACAGAAAUGACUAU